UCCCGGAGCCGCAGCCCGGUGGGCAGGGCCAUCAUUUCCGUAAUGUUCAUUAGGUUUGGAGGAAGCAGCAUUUCCCGUAGCUCAGCUCCUGUGACGGACUAGAUCGCCUCCGGACCGCUCGCCAUUUUCAUCUGCCAUUUGAGGAAUAGCACACAAAUUUUUCAGUCAUAAGGAAUUUUUUUUUUUUAACCCCACGUCAGAGCUCCAUAAUGAUGGAAAUGGAGGUGAUGCAUUCCGGUCAGCAGGACAUGGACCUGAUCGACAUACUUUGGAAGCAGGACAUUGAUCUUGGUGCCAGGCGUGAAGUGUUUGACUACAACCACCGUCAGAAAGAGCAUGAGCUGCAGAGGCAGCGGGAGCUGGAGGAAGAGAAGAAGCUGCAUUUGCUCCAGGAGAAGGAGAAGGCCCUGCUGGCGCAGCUACAGCUAGACGAGGAGACGGGAGAGUACAUACCUCGAGCCCCAUUGCAGUCCGGCAUCACUCCUCUAGAGGUUACACAGAAUGCCAGUUUCACAGAGACCGGUGACGCCAUGUCAUUCGAUGAAUGUCUGCAGCUGCUGGCAGAGACGUUUCCUGUAGAAGAAACUGAGAACACUUCAGUUUGCCUCGACACACCUGCUGUUUCAGCAGCCAUCGGCAGCAACAUGAUGAUGUCCCCCGAGCAGCCAGCUCCAUCACCUGCCACCCUCUCCCCAGGUCAGCUGCCACCAUCACAGAGAAUGUCUCCAGAUUUGGAGGAGGCCUGGAUGGAACUUUUGUCCCUUCCUGAGCUGCAGCAAUGCCUGAACAUGCAAAUGGAGGACACACUGGACACCACAACUUAUCCCCUUCCAAACAGCCCUGAAAUACAGAAUUCAAACUACUCUUUUUACCCCAUGACCAAUCUCACAGAUGGGAAAGCAGACAAUUUAAAUGUUGGUCCUGCAGAGUUCAUGAAUACGUUGGAUGUCUCCGUUCCCGCUGUGGCUCCAGCUGAUGCUCUCAGCCAGAUGAAGGCGGAAACUCCUCAGCUAAAUGGCAGCCUUGGUGCAGAAAGUUUCUGUGGCAUAUUUUACCAAAACACCAUACUGGAAGAAAGCAGUGAUCAACAUGGGCUUGAUGGAAAUGAAAGUGCUGCCAUGUCCGACAUCCCAAACGAGGCUCCCUUCACUCCCAUGGAUCUGUACACCCUCUCACCUGGAGAUGCCUUUGACAGAGGCAAGCAUAAUGUAACAACAGAACAGCCAGACUCAGAUUCAGGGAUUUCUACAAAUGCAAGCCCAAAUUCAUGUUCACCUUCAAAAUCUGCAUAUGGAAGCGAGUCCUUUAGAUGUAGUGACUCAGAUAUGGAAGAGAUGGACCACAGCCCUGGGAGUGCAGAAUCUGACUACUCUGAGAUGUUUUCAUUAAAUUUCCAACCAGAUGAUGUACAGUCUGCAAUUUCUGUAUGUGUACCAAUGGGGCAGCCAAAAGACCAGGAGAAGAAUCCCAAACAACACGAGGUGGACCCAGCAGAAGACAGCGGCCACAAGAACGCCCCCUUCACCAAAGACAAACUGAAGAAACGCUCUGAUGUGCGUCUCUCCAGAGACGAGCAGAGGGCCAAGGCCCUCAAAAUCCCCUUUACUGUUGACAUGAUUAUCAAUCUGCCUGUUGACGAUUUUAAUGAGUUGAUGUCAAAACACCAACUGAACGAGGCCCAGCUGGCCCUGGUACGCGACAUACGCCGCCGCGGCAAGAACAAGGUGGCCGCCCAGAACUGUCGUAAACGCAAAAUGGAGAACAUAGUGGGUCUGGAGAGUGAUCUGGACUCCCUGAAGGAAGAGAAAGAGCGUCUGCUGAGUGAGAAGAGCGAGAACAUCACAAACCUUAAGGAAAUGAAGCGGCAGCUCAACAGCUUGUACCUGGAGGUGUUUGGCAUGUUGAGAGACGAGAAGGGAAACUCCUACUCCCCAUCAGAUUACUCCCUUCAGCAGUCAACUGACGGCAGCAUCUUUCUUGUUCCCCGCAUUAAAAAGACUUUUAAACGUGAAGACAGCCACUUAUCUUCUUUGUAAUAUGGUACUGCAUUAUCAUAGCAUACUAUGCAAUAACUUUGUAGUUACUCAGCUUUAAGCGUUAAUAGCCCAGCAGAACUAUUGUAUAGUUUUUGCUUCUCUUGAAUGUUGUAAUAUUUUUGAUAUUUUACUUCUUUUGUACUCCGAUACCC
This is a messenger RNA of Archocentrus centrarchus (flier cichlid), 2188 nucleotides long. RefSeq names its product nfe2 like bZIP transcription factor 2a (gene nfe2l2a). The transcript has 5 exons. Gene Ontology annotation, molecular function: RNA polymerase II cis-regulatory region sequence-specific DNA binding; DNA-binding transcription factor activity, RNA polymerase II-specific. Gene Ontology annotation, biological process: cellular response to oxidative stress; regulation of transcription by RNA polymerase II. Gene Ontology annotation, cellular component: nucleus. NCBI's taxonomy places the organism in Eukaryota, Metazoa, Chordata, Actinopteri, Cichliformes, Cichlidae. The record is from RefSeq and is a predicted model, not a curated record. The coding region runs from base 210 to 2036 and encodes 608 amino acids.